Messenger RNA from Sinocyclocheilus grahami, 790 nucleotides. RefSeq names its product GATA-binding factor 2-like. Gene Ontology annotation, molecular function: sequence-specific DNA binding; zinc ion binding. Lineage: Eukaryota; Metazoa; Chordata; Actinopteri; Cypriniformes; Cyprinidae. The transcript has 3 exons. Gene Ontology annotation, biological process: regulation of DNA-templated transcription. The record is from RefSeq and is a predicted model, not a curated record. The annotation marks the transcript as partial.
AAGUCUGAACAUUAUUUUUCCUACAUGAAAGAUGGAGAACUCAUCCGAGCAGUCUCGUUGGGUGUCCCCCAGCCUGAUCAGUCCAGACCCACUGGCAAACUACACCACAGAGCCUAGUUUACUGCCACCCAGUGAAGAUGAUGAGCCUUUCUACUCCAGCUCUGAGACUGACUUACUGCCAUCAUAUUAUUCCACGAGCGGACAGAGCCGAGCCUCAUCAUCUUACAGACACAGUCCAGUUCGUCAAGUCUACUCCUCUCCAUCAAUUCUGGGAAACAUCCAGUGGCUGGACAACUCUGCGGGUCACUCUCUAAAUUCUUCCUACAACCCCACAUCCACUGUCUGGGCAAGCAGCCCAUUCACAAAGACGCCUCUCCACCCUCACACCUCCACGUCCAUCUACUCGAACAGCGUUACCCCAUCUUUCACUUCCCCCAAAGAUGGCUUCGCUUCUCCGAGCCAUGAUGGGAAGGAAAGUCCCAGGCUCCAGGAAGUCCUGAAAGCCGAGCGCCUGAGUCCCAUGGGUGGAAGCGGAAGCAGCUUUCUCAAUCUGAGUUCAGCCGCUGGAGGUGGGUAUGGUCCUUCUUCACACAUGCUGGGUCCAUAUGGGUCGUACAUGACCACAUCACAGGACUAUAGUUCAGCUGCACUCUAUUCUACCACCGGACCCUGGAUGAGCCCUUCAUCAUACUCACCCAAACUUCGCAACAAGAUGAUACUUUCGCCACCAGAGGCACGUGAAUGUGUAAAUUGUGGUGCCACUGCCACCCCUCUGUGGCGUCGAGAUGGG